AUGUUGUAAGAUUAGAUAUCUUUGGCUGAAUUUGUGCUUUAGGAAGCGAGAGAGAAAUGCUUUGAAAUUGAAGUCAAGGCAUUCAAGUAAUUUGAGAAGGAGAAAAAGCAAAUUGUGGAAAAGGAGAAAUCGAACAUAUAGGAAGAAAUCAAUACAAAAUAUAAGAAGAAGGCUUAACAAGAGAGAAUCAAACAUAGUGCUCUUGUAAAUGGAGCUAGAAUGAGAUUGAUGAAUGCCAGAAACUAAGCCUUGACUAAGAUCUUCUCAGAUUCGCAAUAUCAAAUUUACAAAAUGAUUAGAUAAGAUGAAAAGUUUUAUGAGGAAUUAUUGAAAAAUUUAAUGGUUCAAGGAUUAAUUAAAUUAUUUGAACAUGAGGUUGUAGUGAGAUGUUUACAUCGUGAUAUCAGACAUGUAAGAAAUGUCAUAGAUGAUGCUAUUUCUGAAUUCUAAGAUAUUCUGAGGAAAGAAUUGAACGGAUUGGAAUUUGAAGUCAAAAUAGAGAUUGAUGAAGAGAAAUGUUUGGAUGAAAGAACUCUUAUUGACAAUUCAACAAAAAGUGUUUAGGAUUACUCAAUACAAGAAUCAGCAUCAGAAGUGAUAUCAAAAACUGAGAAUGAUAAAAAGUGUUUUGGUGGUAUUUUGAUGACAACCAAGGACGGUUUGAUUGUCUGCAAGAACACAUUAGAUGUUAGAACUGAAUAAACAUUUUAAGAUUCAUUGCCCAUCAUCAGAAGCACAUUAUUUGGAAAAUGAAGUCAUAAUAUUGAAAUAUUUUAUAUUAAAAUUAUAAUU
Paramecium tetraurelia is the source of this 792-nucleotide messenger RNA. RefSeq lists its product as uncharacterized. NCBI's taxonomy places the organism in Eukaryota, Ciliophora, Oligohymenophorea, Peniculida, Parameciidae. Gene Ontology annotation, biological process: proton transmembrane transport. Gene Ontology annotation, cellular component: proton-transporting two-sector ATPase complex, catalytic domain. Gene Ontology annotation, molecular function: proton-transporting ATPase activity, rotational mechanism. The record is from RefSeq and is a predicted model, not a curated record. The transcript has 4 exons.